Messenger RNA from Cynocephalus volans (Philippine flying lemur), 949 nucleotides. It is a transcript of the gene MRPL12, whose product is annotated as mitochondrial ribosomal protein L12. The record is from RefSeq and is a predicted model, not a curated record. Lineage: Eukaryota; Metazoa; Chordata; Mammalia; Dermoptera; Cynocephalidae. Gene Ontology annotation, cellular component: mitochondrial large ribosomal subunit; ribosome. Gene Ontology annotation, biological process: translation. The coding region runs from base 77 to 676 and encodes 199 amino acids. The transcript is spliced from 5 exons. Gene Ontology annotation, molecular function: mRNA binding; structural constituent of ribosome.
UAAUUCCCGGCAGCCCCGCGGCUAGAGCGUCGCCUGCUUCUGGGGACCCGCGUGUGACCUUCCCGCCCGCGCACCGAUGCUGCCGGCGGCCGCUCGUCCCCUGUUGGGGCCGUGUCUCGCGCUUCGGGGCGCCGCACUCCGCCUCGCCAGGCAGCAGGUGCCGCGUGUCUGUGUAGCGCGACAGAUGAGGAGCAGCAGCCAUCGAAUGGGCGAGGCCCUCGCCGGUGCACCCCUGGAUAAUGCCCCCAAAGAGUACCCCCCCAAGAUCCAGCAGCUGGUGCAGGACAUUGCCAGCCUCACGCUCCUGGAGAUCUCUGACCUCAACGAGCUCCUGAAGAAAACGCUGAAGAUCCAGGAUGUGGGGCUCAUGCCGAUGGGCAGCAUGGUGCCUGGUGCUGUCCCUGCUGCUGCAGCCCCUGAGGCCACGGAAGAGGAAGACAUCCCCAAACGAAAAGAACGGACACACUUCACCGUCCGCCUGACAGAGGCGAAGCCCGUGGACAAAGUGAAGCUGAUCAAGGAGGUCAAGAGCUUCGUGCAGGGAAUCAACCUUGUGCAGGCAAAGAAGCUGGUGGAGUCCCUGCCCCAGGAAAUCAGAGCCAACGUCGCCAAAGCUGAGGCUGAGAAGAUCAAGGCGGCCCUGGAGGCGGUGGGCGGCACCGUGGUUCUGGAAUAGCCCGAGGCUCCGAGGACUUGUGUUGAGGGGUCUCUGGGACCCCGGACGAGGCCCUGGCCACACUGUCCUAGCACCAGGCCCCUAGAUGGGGAAUUGGGGUGUGAGAGCUACGGGCGCCAGGUGGCCAGAAGGACAGGACGGACCUACUGUGAUGGGGCGGGAGGGGCAGCCGCUGCCUGCGGGAGCGCCAGGGAGCCCGACUCCAGACACACUGUGUGCAUUACCACGUGCUGCUCUGAUGGCCACUGAGACAAAUACACUGUUCGGGCUUGA